Plenodomus lingam JN3 is the source of this 765-nucleotide messenger RNA. RefSeq lists its product as uncharacterized. NCBI's taxonomy places the organism in Eukaryota, Fungi, Ascomycota, Dothideomycetes, Pleosporales, Leptosphaeriaceae. The record is from RefSeq and is a predicted model, not a curated record.
AUGCCACGCUCGACGCCUAUGCCUGGGAGCUUCCCAACUUACUCUGAGUGUGAGGACUUGGAUCCUAAGGAUCAGGAGCAUUUUGAUUGCGAAGUCCUUCAACCCGAAGAUCAAGGGCAUGUCGAUUGCAAGGUCCGUGGCUCUCCGGAUCAAAGGCAAGUUGGUUGCGAUGGUGUAGUGGGAGGCGCUAAUGUCUACAGCGACAUGCACAUGUGCCAUAGCACACCUAUUCAAGACCAAAUACCCACACAGCAAAUAGUCUUAUGGCGUCCAGUACCUGUCGUGGAAACAUCAGAACGCCAUGUCACAGAAUCACCUGAACGUCCUGUCGCAGAACAGUCUGACGCGUUACCCGCCCGCGCAUGUAGUCACUCAAUGGCAAUUGUUGUCCAUCACAACAGCAGCUUCCCCACCAACCCUUCUAACGCAGCCGACGAUACUACCCAUGCUGAUGCAAUCCACCUUGAUCCGGAUCAAGAGGAACUUGUCCUCCGUGUGAUUCAUCGCAUCUAUGCACGUCGUCAGCCGCCGUGUCCUCCUAGGUGGUCGCUGUCAUCCAGGAUUUGCGAUCUGAUCCUGCGCUUUCUCGGACAAACAAGCGGCACGGGUGAGAGAGGGGCACAUGGAACUUCAGAGGUAGACCACGGUCCGUCCAAGGGGGCGUUGGGGAAGCGAAAGAAAGUGGUUCAGGACGAAGAUGAUGUCGAUGCAGAUGUCCGUGUUAGUCCUGGGGUAGGAAGAAGGACGCGGGUAAAGGUGGAGUGA